This is a messenger RNA of Silurus meridionalis, 2514 nucleotides long. RefSeq names its product extracellular calcium-sensing receptor. The transcript is spliced from 7 exons. Gene Ontology annotation, molecular function: G protein-coupled receptor activity. Lineage: Eukaryota; Metazoa; Chordata; Actinopteri; Siluriformes; Siluridae. The record is from RefSeq and is a predicted model, not a curated record. Gene Ontology annotation, cellular component: membrane. Gene Ontology annotation, biological process: G protein-coupled receptor signaling pathway. The coding region runs from base 1 to 2514 and encodes 837 amino acids.
AUGGGGUUUGCAUGCCAGCUGCUGGGUAAGUUUGACAUGCAAGAUAUGUUUAAAGAAGGAGAUAUUAUGAUAGGUGGAAUUUUCCCUAUAUUUAACAAGCAGGAGAAUAUUGUUGCUUCAUUUACAAAGAAACCACCUAAAGUGGAAUGUACAGGAUUUGACCUGCGAGCCUUUCGCUGGACCAGAACGAUGAUGUUUGCGAUAGAGGAAAUCAAUCGAGACGAUAAUCUGCUUCCUAACAUCACUUUAGGCUAUAAAAUUUUAGACUCUUGUGCCUCUCCUACUAAUGUUUUGCGAGCUGCCCUCACUUUGGUGAGCAUGUCAGAGAAAAAUGAAUCCUCCUCUCAGUGUUAUCCACCUCCCCUAUCAGCCAUUGUAGCUGAAUCAGGAUCUACCCAGUCAUUAGUAGUGGCUGGGGCAUUUGGACCUUUCAGAGUACCAGUGGUGAGUUACUUUUCAACAUGUGAAUGUUUAAGUGACAAAAAUAAAUAUCCCACAUUUUUCCGAACAAUACCAAGUGACUAUUACCAGGCAAAGGCUUUGGCGUUCCUUGUUAAACGGUUUGAAUGGACAUGGAUUGGAGUUUUACAGUCCGACAACGAUUAUGGACGAAACGGAAUAUCAGCGUUCACGAAAGAAGUGCAGGAACUCGGUGUUUGCAUUUCAUUUGUUGGCACGAUUCUGCGGACAUACCCCCAAAGUAAAAUCCUCGAAGUGGUUGAAAUAAUAAAACAAUCAACAGUCAAAGUGAUUCUCGCGUUCGUGCCAGAAGGCGAUUUGUAUCCUUUAAUGAAAGAAGUGGUAAAACAAAACAUAACAGGAAUACAGUGGAUUGGAAGUGAAGCCUGGGUAACUGCAGACAGACCAUCUACUCCAGAAAUGUUCAAAUAUUUUGGAGGAACAAUAGGAUUUGUGGUUCGAAAGAUGGCCAUACCGAAACUAGGGCCAGUUCUCAGGGAGAUCAACCCUUAUAAUAAAUCAGAAUCGAGUUUCGUCACUGAUUUCUGGGAAACUAUUGUAGGCUGCAGGCCUCCAUCAUCAGUAAAUGACGUACUUAAUGGCACAAAAACAUGCACGGGAGCAGAAACGGUGGAUUACACAAACAAAUUUUUUGAUGUCACACAACUCAGGGAGACAUAUAAUGUUUACCAAGCAGUGUAUGCAAUUGCACAUGCAUUACACCAGGUGAUGUUUUGUGAAAAUCCUGAGACCAAUGUUUCAAAACAGUGUCGUUCUGUGUUAGAAAUAAUCCCAAAUAUGGUAAGUGAACAGUUAAAAAAGGUACAUUUUGUGGAUGCAUUUGGAGAAGAUGUGUUCUUUGACCAAAAUGGAGACCCACCCGCCUCAUAUGAAGUUAUAAACUGGCAGCUAAGAGACGGCCAAGUGCAGCAUAUUGGAGUUGGCUAUUUCAGCACAUCUGCAGAAGGAAAAUAUGAACUUGUGAUUAAUGAAGACAGGAUUGUCUGGAGAACAGGAAAUUUGACACCAAAAGCUGUUUGCUCAGAAGUCUGUCCGCAAGGCACAAGAAAAGCACAAAUUAAAGGAAAGCCUAUGUGCUGCUUUGACUGUAUCCCAUGCACCGAUGGCUCGAUAUCAAACACAACAGGAGCAGCAGAUUGCAUCACCUGCCCUGAAGAGUACUGGUCGAAUGAAAGAAAAGACACCUGCGUCAUGAAAAUCACAGAGUUUCUUUCAUACACAGAAACAAUGGGCAUUGUUUUAAUAACUGUGUCAUUAUUUGGUGCUUGUCUUGCAUUUUCCACUAUGUUGGUUUUUAUAUACUUUAGAAACACACCAAUAGUAAAAGCAAAUAAUUCAGAACUGAGUUUACUUUUACUUCUUUCUCUUAUAUUUUGCUUCCUCUGUCCUCUCACAUUUAUUGGUGAGCUGACAGUCUGGUCCUGCAUGUUGCGUCACACAGCAUUUGGUAUUGCUUUUGCCCUCUGCAUUUCCUGUAUGUUGGGUAAAACUAUUGUUGUGGUAACUGCCUUUAGAGCAACUUUACCUGGAAAUAAUGUGGCAGGAAAGUUUGGCCCAACUCAGCAAAGAGCCAUUGUGUGUUCAUGCACUGCAGUUCAAAUCGUAAUUUGUGUUAUUUGGCUAAAUGUUGCACCACCAUUUCCUGACAAAGUCUUUGAACAACAUAGUAAAAAAAUAAUUUUAGAGUGUAACACAGGCUCAGAUGCUGCCUUUUAUGCUGUUCUAGGUUACAUUGGAUUUCUUGCUCUUAUUUGUUUGGUUCUGGCAUUUUUAGCCAGAAAGCUACCUGAUAAUUUCAAUGAAGCCAAAUUCAUCACAUUUAGCAUGCUAAUAUUUUGUGCAGUUUGGAUCACAUUUAUUCCAGCUUAUGUCAGCUCUCCUGGGAAGUAUACAGUAGCUGUAGAAAUAUUCGCAAUUUUGUCUUCAGCUUUUGGCCUGUUGUUAUGCAUUUUUGCACCAAAGUGUUACAUCAUUUUAAUUAAACCGGAAAGAAACACAAGAAAACAUGUAAUGGGAAAGAAUCCAAAUAAAUAA